AUGACGCGCGAAAAGCCUAAAGACCAUGUUGCCGACCUUGCCUAUACCCAACACUUCGAGAAGACCGAACAGAAGGCAAGCAAGCCCAAGUCCUGUCCACGCAUGCUCGGCGAAGCUUUGGGGCAUCACAGCGCGUCUUGCGUACUCUCGACCCGCGAAGCCCGCACUGCUGAGUUUGUGGCCGCUCAAGAGCGAGAACUUAAGUUGCUUCAAGGAUGCCGCAGAGAGCGUCGACGUCCUUUUCCUCUCACCGUAUCGAAACAGCCCCAUCGCGCUAAUACCGCCGUUCAGGACACACCCACCCCCAGCCGGGCCAGCAGUCUCCCCCGCCAGGUCAAGCGUAUUGGUGCCUCUCGCACCCGUCUCCACGAGCCGGUCAGCGAUACAGACCAAUCGCCAUCGACGCCACCUCGUCUGCCUCACCCUCGAGGCUCAGAUCUGGCGCCUACAGUCAACGAUCGCACUACCUGUGGUGUCAAGAAGUCGGAUGACGCCCACAAGGUCUUGCAUAGACUUUCCAAGGCCUUGGACAGAUACCGCCACCCAAUAUCCCACCCCCACCGCGCUACGAGUAUGUACGCAUUGAACACAUCUCACAACAGCACCUCGCGCCCAGACGGCGUCAUGGCCACCGACAUCUCACUCCCCUCGUUCGACGACUUCCGCGGCAACUCCAUUGAGAUUGAGCUUGACAGCUCCUCUCUUCCGUGUGAGAUGCCUCAUGUUCCCAAGGGCCGCGUCCCUGCCAACAGCGUUGACAAGGAGGGCAAUGACGGCGUAUAUCGGGCCACGAGCAUUGUCGACAUGACGCCGUCCUUCCAUCCCAGUUCUGGUGAUUCUUCGAACAGCUCGUCCGCUCACAUGUCAUCCGAUGUCGUUCGCGGUUCGUUGAGGGCAGCUCCGUCGAGGCGCCUUCAAUAUUUGGAUUGCAAGCCCGAGGCUGAGCUGGUAGAGUUGCGUGCUGCGAUCGCCAAAGAUGUGGAAGGAAAGAAAGAUCACAACCAGCUCGGUGAACCUUCUACUCUGAGUGACGGUCUCUUACCUACCAGCAUUCCAUCGAAUUUUCGCCAGCGCUUGGUAUUUCUCAAUCCGCAGGGUAGAUCGACACCCACGGACAUCUGUUCUUCGACCGCAGGCUAUCUUUCCGACUUCCGUCAGAUGGCGGCGAAGAUGGAGAUGCUAGAAGCCAAGCUCAAGACGCAGCAGAAGAUGAUCAAUUUGCAAGAGGUGAUAGUCAAGACGCAAAAGGGAGCUUCCGAGGCGCAGCUGGCGACAAUAAUGACACUGCUCAAGGAACAGGAGGCGACGAUCGAGAUACUGGAGGAGAUGAUCAAGGUACAGGGGGCGAUGAUCGAGACCUUGCAGGAUGAGAUCGAUAAGGACACGGAUCUUGAUGCUGAAUCGGCCGUCAUGCAAACGAUCAAGAAAAUGGACGCUUCCAAGACGUCGACAGACAGACUUAUCAAGAAUCUGAAGAGCCAUCUGGAUGGCGGGAUCAAGUGGCGCGACCCUGCAAUGGCAGAAGCGAAGUUGGAGAUGUUAAAGAAACUGGACGAGAUCACUAUGAGACGCGGCGGGUUCUCAAACACACACAAGACUGCCGAUGCUGAGAAAGAGAAGCUGGAAAAGAAAGUGGAAGAUCUUGGCAAGAAACGGGACGAUCUCUUCGACUCACACAAGACUACCAGUGCCGAUGAAGGUACUGCCAAGGAAUCUACAGGUAAGGGCACUGCUGCGCAUCGUUCUCCCAAGAAGCGAACCGCUAGCGAAUGGGGCAUGGGUCCCCAUGGCAAUGGUGGAUUUCGCUUGAUGUGCCGUGAGGCUCCUAGCAGCAGCAACCGUCCUGGCUAUGGUUUUGUCCAGGAACACCAGGGUGGGGCUGACAGCUCUGACCGUCCCGUAACGGAGGUUUCUCUCCACACGGCCUCUUCCAGCACUGUGCCUGGAAAUGAGCGUCACAGGCCGGCCCUUGAUAUGACCGGCCAGCAUGCUGUUAGCGUCAGAACCUUCUCCAAGGGCGAGCCGCCGAUUGCUCCUGACACCAAGGAUGUACUGCGUCCGGCUUCAUGGAGGCAGAAGCAAUUGGAGAGCGAGGCGCUGGUGCGCAACCCAUCUGACCAUUACAUGAUGCUGCUGAAGGAGAUUGAGAGGGAGGAGACUCUUGAUACUUUCAAGCAAAAUGAGGGCGUCUCCGACGGUGCCGCUGCCAAGGCCAGGAAUGACAAACUAAUGGUGCUCGGGAAGCUGUGGUUUGGCAACGUGUCGUACCCUUACUCGGACGAGGCCAGGAACAACGACACCAACCGUCAGGCAUUCAUCAGGAAGCUCCUUGGUCUCAGGCGUCUUCAGAGGGAGAAGAUCAUGUGUGUCCUGAGGGAGAGGGCUGCCAGGAGUGAUGAGCACAGUGACGGACAGAGCAAGGAGAAGGCAGUGGGAGUUGGUGAGAGGGGACUCUUUGACCGCAACGACGACGACGCCGAUGCCGACGCCGACGCCAUCAUCAACACGGUUCAACGUGGCAAGAGGAAGAUCAGGUCAUGGCAGGCCAAGACGGAGUAG
This is a messenger RNA of Diplodia corticola, 2559 nucleotides long. RefSeq lists its product as uncharacterized. The record is from RefSeq and is a predicted model, not a curated record. Lineage: Eukaryota; Fungi; Ascomycota; Dothideomycetes; Botryosphaeriales; Botryosphaeriaceae. The transcript is spliced from 2 exons. Bases 1 to 2559 code for a protein of 852 amino acids.